AUGGGAAAAGAAAUAGUAACUGUAUUGGAGGAUGACGCCAUAGUAGAAUCAACUAAUGAUAAUGUCAUAACGUUGGAAAAAGAUGUCAUACGGGGAGAUGGUGCAACUGAGCCGCAGCCGGGAAUGAAGUUCAAGGACGAAAACGAACUGUUUGACUUUUACAAAAGAUAUGCGUAUGAAAAAGGGUUUCCGAUGAGGAAAAGGAACUCGAAAAAGGGAGAUGAUGGAGUAGUGAAUUACGUAACAUUGACAUGUAGUCGUGACGGCAAAAGAAGUUAUAGUACAAAUUCUACUUUGAAACCGCAACCAACAAUUCAAACAGGUCGUAAAGCAAGACUCACUGCAGCUUCAGACAUUCAUGGAACAUGGAGAAUUUGCAUAGUCCAUCUCGAUCAUAAUCAUAAAACAAGUCCUUCGAAAUCAAGGUUGUAUCGAUGCAAUCGGGAAUUGAGUGCACAAGUGAAACGGAAGCUUGAAGUCAAUAAUGUGGCGGGAAUUCCGUUGCACAAGAGUUGCAAUUCCGCAGUUGUUGAAGCGGGGGGAUAUGAGAACAUAACCUAUGUAGAAAAGGAUUAUCGAAACUAUGUUGAAAAGUGCAUGCACGGCAAAGCUCCUAAUGGAAUUAUCACUGAUCAAGAUAGGGCAAUGCAGAAUGCAAUUCAGAUUGUGUUUCCAAACACUAAACACAGAUGGUGUUUAUGGUACAUAUUAAAGAAAUUACCAGAAAAGUUUGGAUAUCAUGCUGAAAAGGGCUCUAUUUUUGCCUCUAUCCAUAGAUUAGUAUAUGACUCACAGUCUACUGAAGAAUUUGAACGAGGAUGGACAAUGACAACUGAUACCCAUAAUUUAAAUAACAAUGAAUGGUUGUCAAGCUUGUAUGAGAACAGAGGUCGUUGGGUCCCGUGCUAUUUGAAUACCACUUUUUCGGCUGGUAUGUCAACGACACAACGCAGUGAAAGUAUGAAUACAUUUUUCGAUGGAUAUAUGAAUUCGAAGACAUCAUUGAAGCAGUUUGUUGAGCAAUAUGAACGAGCUCUACGAAAUAAGGUUGAGAAAGAGUUCCAAGCAGAUUUUAAGUUUUACUCACAAAUGGUGCCUUGUGCAAUGAAAUAUGUGAUGGAAAAGCAAUUUCAGAUCCUUUAUACCAUUUCUAAGUUCAAAGAAUUUUAG
Messenger RNA from Olea europaea var. sylvestris, 1170 nucleotides. Its product is annotated as protein FAR1-RELATED SEQUENCE 1-like. NCBI's taxonomy places the organism in Eukaryota, Viridiplantae, Streptophyta, Magnoliopsida, Lamiales, Oleaceae. The transcript has 3 exons. Gene Ontology annotation, biological process: regulation of DNA-templated transcription. The coding region runs from base 1 to 1170 and encodes 389 amino acids. The record is from RefSeq and is a predicted model, not a curated record.